CUUCCAUUCUUCUCCAAGAAUAUUUCCAAUGGCUAUAGCUUCUUAUUCUCUGUUUUUCAUUUGCUUCUUCCAAACCCUGCAAGUGAAAGCUAUGUUAAACCCCAUUGAUUUCUUGGCUCUGCAAUCAAUUCGUAAGGCACUCCACGAUGUUCCCGGUUCUAAUUUCUUUGCUUCUUGGGACUUCACUUCAGACCCUUGUAACUUCGCCGGCGUUUACUGCGCCGCCGAUAAAGUCAUUUCGUUAAAUCUCGGCGACCCCAGGGCUGCUUCUCCCGGCCUUACCGGAAAACUAGACAUCGCCAUUGGCAAGCUUUCUUCUCUCGCCGAAUUCACCGUCGUUCCCGGUCGGAUAUACGGUCCUCUUCCUCAGUCUCUCUCUCAAUUGAAGAACCUCCGGUUCCUCGGCGUCAGCCGCAACUUCAUCUCCGGCGAGAUCCCCGCCGGCCUGGGUCAGCUCCGCAAUCUCAGAACCAUCGAUCUCAGCUUCAACCAGCUCGCCGGAGCUAUCCCUCCGUCCAUCGGAACCUUGCCGGAGCUGAACAACCUGAUCCUCGGCUACAACCGUCUCUCCGGUUCGGUUCCCUCGUUCGCGUGGUCGAAAGCCCUAACCCGGCUCGAACUCAAACACAACAUUCUGUCCGGUUCGCUAGCUCCAGAUUCUCUCCCUUCCUCACUGCAAUACCUCUCUCUGUCAUGGAACCGGCUGAGUGGACCGGUGGACCGGGUUAUAAACCGGCUCAACAAGCUGAACUACCUUGACCUUAGCUUGAACCAGUUCACGGGCCCCAUUCCGGUUCACAUUUUCUUGUUCCCGCUAACAGAUCUGCAAUUAGAAAGGAACCAAUUCACCGGUCCGGUCCAACCGGUUAAUGAGGUCGCAAUCCAAACCGUUGAUCUCAGCUAUAACCGAUUAUCGGGUGAAGUAUCGCCCAUGCUAGCUAGCGUGCAGAACCUGUACCUGAACAAUAACGGGUUUACGGGUCAGGUACCGGGUAGCUUCGUGGAGCGGUUAUUGGCAGCGAGUAUACAAAUACUUUAUUUGCAACACAAUUACUUAACCGGAAUUGCGAUAAAUCCAACGGCGGAGAUUCCAGAGAGUAGCACGCUGUGUGUGGAUUAUAAUUGUAUGGUGCCACCCAUUCACACGGCGUGUCCCCUUAAAGCUGGCAAGCAAAAAAUCAGGCCUUCACAACAGUGUAACCAAUGGAGGGGAUGAAUUAAAAAUAAUUCAUAUAUAUAUAUAAAAUAAUUCACAGGGAAUAUUCAAAUUUUGAAAUAAAAAUCAUAUAGUUUAACUUGCUUUUGUAUUUAUUUAUAUUUUUUAUAUCCUUUGGAAUUAUUUCAUUUUUCUGAUAGUAUGAUAAGAUAACUGGGAUACUUGCAAGAGUGUAGUGGGCAAGUUCUAAAUUGCAGUGUAAUUUGUAUUACUUUAAUGUAAUAUAUUCCUCUUAGCAGAAAAGCAAAGCAAAAAUUGUUUAUCAUAUACCUUCUAUUUAUUUUAUGGGUUUAAUUAAUCUCAUGUUAAAGGAGAUAAGUUAUUUCAUGUCAUAGAGAUAAAUUUGUGGGUUCCGUCACUUGAAAAAAAA
Gastrolobium bilobum is the source of this 1586-nucleotide messenger RNA. Its product is annotated as polygalacturonase inhibitor 1-like. Bases 29 to 1216 code for a protein of 395 amino acids. Gene Ontology annotation, molecular function: protein binding. The record is from RefSeq and is a predicted model, not a curated record. Lineage: Eukaryota; Viridiplantae; Streptophyta; Magnoliopsida; Fabales; Fabaceae. The transcript has a single exon.